Daucus carota subsp. sativus is the source of this 2135-nucleotide messenger RNA. Its product is annotated as glucose-1-phosphate adenylyltransferase large subunit 1. The transcript has 14 exons. Gene Ontology annotation, biological process: glycogen biosynthetic process. Gene Ontology annotation, molecular function: glucose-1-phosphate adenylyltransferase activity. The record is from RefSeq and is a predicted model, not a curated record. Bases 234 to 1751 code for a protein of 505 amino acids. Lineage: Eukaryota; Viridiplantae; Streptophyta; Magnoliopsida; Apiales; Apiaceae.
AAUGCUCAUAUUUAGUCUUGGAUUCCUAGAUUUAUCUUCUGGACCAGGCUCUUGUUGUAUUUCACCAUUAAUUAACUAGUUGUUAUAAUAAUACAACACUGCAGUGUAAGCAUCUUUAAGUCAUUUAUACUUUACUUGCUUACUUAGAUCAGAGGCGUACCUUGUAUACUUUACUGGGUUUACAAAUUCAAUGCUUCAUUGUUAAUCUACCAUUCAUUCAUUCUUCUUGUCAAAUGGAUUGUUGCUCUGCACCCCUCAAUGGGUUUUUUGGGGAGAGAUUGAGGGGGAGAAAUGAUUAUAUGGUUAAAAGUUUUAAACUUGGGAAAAGGGUAAGAAAGAUCAAACCAGGGGUUUCUUUCUCUGUGCUUACCUCAAAUAAUGGUAUAGACACAAAUACAAUGUCCAUAAGGGUUCCAAGUUUAGAGAGGAACACGGCGAAGCCUAAAAAUGUGGCGGCUAUAAUAUUGGGGGGAGGUGCUGGGACGCAGCUGUUUCCUCUUACAAGAAGAUCAGCAACGCCUGCAGUGCCUGUUGGAGGAUGUUAUAGACUUAUCGACAUUCCCAUGAGCAAUUGUAUUAACAGCUGCAUAAACAAGAUUUUUGUUCUUACUCAGUUCAACUCGGCUUCUUUGAAUCGUCAUCUAGCUCGUACGUAUUUUGGAAAUGGAGUGAACUUUGGUGAUGGUUUUGUUGAGGUGCUUGCCGCCACUCAGACACCAGGUGAGGCAGGAAUGAAUUGGUUCCAAGGAACUGCAGAUGCCGUGAGGCAGUUUACAUGGGUUUUUGAGGAUGUCAAGAACAAGGACAUUGAAAAUGUGUUGAUACUAUCAGGGGAUCAUCUUUAUCGAAUGGAUUAUAUGGACUUCGUGCAGAAUCACGUUGAUAGGAAUGCAGACAUUACAGUCUCAUGUGUACCUGUAGGGGACAGCCGGGCAACAGAUUAUGGAUUGAUGAAAAUUGAUAACCUAGGGCAAGUUGUUCAAUUUGCUGAAAAGCCCAGGGGUGCCGAUCUGGAAGCCAUGAAAGUAGAUACCACUCUGCUAGGGUUGUCUCCAGAAGAUGCUGCAAAAUCCCCAUAUAUUGCUUCAAUGGGAGUAUAUGUCUUUAAGAAGGAUAUUUUAUUGAAGCUUCUUAGGUGGAGAUAUCCUACAUCCAAUGACUUUGGAUCUGAAAUCAUUCCUUCAGCUGUUACAGAGCAUAACGUGCAGGCAUAUCUAUUCAGAGACUAUUGGGAUGACAUUGGAACUAUAAAAUCUUUUUAUGAUGCUAAUUUGGCACUUACAGACGAGGUACCAAAAUUCGAGUUUUAUGAUCCUAAGAAACCAAUCUUCACCUCUCCAAGGUUCUUGCCACCAACUAAAUUUGAAAGAAGUCGGAUUAAGGAUGCACUUAUAUCACAUGGUUGCUUUCUACAAGAAUGUAAUGUUAUACACUCAGUCGUGGGUGAACGCUCACGUUUAGACUCUGGCGUGGAGCUUAAGGAUACACUUAUGCUGGGAGCAGAUUACUAUCAAACAGAAUCUGAGAUUGCAUCUCUUUCAGCAGAGGGUAAAGUCCCAAUCGGAGUUGGUCGGAACUCAAAGAUCAUUAAUUGUAUUAUUGACAAGAAUGCAAAAAUUGGCAGUAAUGUGAUAAUCGCUAACAAAGAGGGUGUUCAAGAAGCGGACAGACCGGAAGAAGGUUUCUACAUUAGAUCAGGAAUCACGAUCAUACUGGAGAAUGCCACUAUUAAAGAUGGUACUGUUAUAUGAUAAUGAGCCUUGACAACCUACUGUCUCUUUGGACAUCAAAACCUUACUAGUCUUGAGUUAUACAGUGCUUUUUUGGCCAAAAGCAAGUUGAAUUGCUGUUCUGCCACAGGGUGGAAGCUCCGAUCAUCCGUAAAGAUGAGGCUACAACUGAAGUUCUUGAAUAAAUCUUGAAAGGCUGCACCAGCUGAAUAUUUUCCCUUUCCUUGUGGAGUGCCAGAGUAGGGUAUAUCCGGGGAAGAGUUGAUAUCUGUGCAAGGCUACGAAUAGAAAUAAACAGUGCAGAACUUUUGAGUUGAACAAUGACAAUAAAAACUACUACUUCAACACUUUGGUGGCCUUCGAGCAUUUUUCAUUUCAAAAUAUAAAAGUCUUUACUGUCAAUAA